GAUUUUGACCCACCAUCAUAAUGGAAAUGGGGAUUAUAGUUGAGAUGAUAACGUGAAUAAUACCGUCAUGCCACACUGGUUGACUGAUUGCAUGUUAGUAUUUAUAUUCUCUUUUUUCUCUAGCAAAAUUAUUUUAUGUUUUUUUAGUCAUUUCACAUGUUCCUUGUUUCUUUAAACUGUAGUUAUUGUUCGGUUGUAACGUUUGUUACUGCUUUUGUACCCCAGUACGGUGAUAGUUUUAGGCGCUGGGAUGUGGGCUGCACUGACGUCGAAGAUCUUUCUUCAUACCUUGGAACAUCAUCAGUUCGUAUACAGACCUGCAGUUGCCUGUUCACCGCUAGGAGGCAGUGUUCUCUGUGGGUUGUCCUGUGAAGGGGGCGUCCUGUCUACUGUUGUAACAGACAACCUGGAUUCGUCUUCAUCAGUCACAGUCCACCCUCGGGUUCACAGCUCGCUCAGGACAUCCGUGUUUUGGUUCACUUCGCAGUUUCAGCGGGACGGAAGGCGGAAAUGCAGCCGAGAGAUGCACGGCGUAUGUAGGGAGAAGAUAACACAGAGCACCGCUGAAUGAAAACAUCAACACCAGCAGCAGCAGUACAGCAGUAGUGGUGUUGUAACCUCACCUUCUUCCACUGUCAUCGCUGACAAACACUCCGCUCUGAGCCGCAGGGAGGAAACGGUCACUGGAGAUGGACUGCAGGGCACUGACAACAUCAUGUGUCUGUGGUUCUGAAAUCACCUUAAAAACGUCCGCUGUCAGCUGAACGGCGCGGGGAGAAGUGCUCAGAUCUCAUACAUUCUGCCUGGGUAGAGGAGCUGAGGGAGAGGAGCAUCUCUCCACAGUAGCAGUCUGAAAACAAACACUAACAAGGACAACCAUGCUGAUCAAGGAGUAUCACAUACCCAUGCCGAUGAGUGUGGAGGAGUACCGCAUCGCUCAGCUCUACAUGAUCCAGAAGAAGAGCAGAGAGGAGAGCUGUGGUGAGGGAAGUGGGGUGGAGAUUCUGGAAAACCGGCCGUACAAGGAUGGACCCGGAGGCACGGGGCAGUACACACACAAGGUCUAUCAUAUCGGGAAACACAUCCCUUCUUGGUUUUGUGCCAUCCUGCCUCAAGCUGCGCUGCGAGUAGAGGAGGAGUCUUGGAAUGCCUACCCCUACACAAGAACCCGGUAUACCUGUCCCUUUGUGGAGAAGUUCUCCAUCGACAUAGAGACAUAUUAUAAACCAGACACUGGAAGUCAAGGGAAUGUCUUCAGUCUGUCCUCUGUUGAGAAGAGACAAAGAACCGUAGACCUGAUAGAUAUCGUCAAGGACUACAUCGCUCCUCAUGAGUACCUGGUGGAGGAGGACCCCAAGCUGUACCAGUCCGUCAAGACCAAGCGGGGUCCACUGUCAGACAACUGGAUUGAGGAGAUCAACCAGGAUAUGUGCCAGAGCCCCGUCAUGUGUGCCUACAAGCUCUGCAAAGUGGAGUUCAGAUACUGGGGCAUGCAGUCCAAGAUUGAACGCUUCAUACACGACGUGGGUCUACGUAAAGUGAUGGUGCGUGCCCACAGGCAGGCCUGGUGCUGGCAGGACGAAUGGUACGGCCUGACCAUCGACGACAUCAGGCAGCUGGAGCUGGAGACUCAGCUGGCUUUGGCCAAGAAGAUGGCCCAGUACAGCCUGAGUGAGGAGGGCGCAGCGGAGACCAAGGGCUUCUCUGUGGGCCAGGACCAGGAGUCAGGAGCCGAGACCCAAGGAACAAAAAGAGAGGAUGCAGAGGACGGGAAGGUUGGAGAUUCACUGGAGUCGAGAGGAGAACUCACCAAGCAGUGGUCCACAUCCUCCAGAUCCUCCAACAGGUCGUCGAAGAGAGGAGGAAGUCCGUCUCAUCAGAGUAUCUCAGAGUGGAGGAUGCAGAGCAUUGCGCGGGACUCAGAUGACAGUACAGACGACGAGUUCUUCGAUGCUCAUGAGGACCUGUCUGAUAAUGAAGAAAUGUUUGCCAAAGAAAUCACCAAGUGGAGCUCAAAUGACCUGAUGGACAAGAUAGAAACAAUAGAGGUGGAUGAGCCACAAGAAGCUUUGUAUCCAGAGUCGGGCGGAGAGUACGCAGUGAUGAGUAACGAGGACACACAGAUGGAGGAUUGUUCCUCUCAGCAGUGUCUCCAGCCGUCCAAAAUCCAUGUCCUCAUCCUGGUCUUAAAUGGAGGAAACAUUCUGGACACCGGCUCAGGUGAGCAGAGCAGCAAGCAGGGAGAUGUGAACACACUGAGUGGGGCCUUUGAGACCGUGAUGAGGCUCCAUUACCCUGCAGUGCUGGGACGCAUCGCCAUCAGGAUGGUCCCGUGUCCUGCUGUGUGUGCUGAGGCGUUCUCACUCGUCUCCAGCCUCAGUCCCUACAGCUAUGACGAGGGCUGCCUGUCCAGCAGUCAGGACCACAUCCCACUGGCUGCUCUGCCUCUUUUGGCGACUUCCGCACCUCAGUAUCAGGAUGCCGUGGCGACCGUCAUCUUACGAGCCAAUCAGGUGUAUAGUGACUUCAUCAAGUCUUUAGAUGGAGCUUCUUUUACAGGACAGGUGUGUGUCAUCGGGGACUGUGUCGGUGGGAUUUUGGGAUUUGACGCUCUGUGCAGCAGCUCUGUGACAGUGUCGGAGAGUCAGAACAGCAGCAGACGAGGCAGCACUAUCAGCGCUCAGGACACGGACCUUCUCACUCCAGGUAUUGUCAUCAACAGCAUCGCUCCGUCUUCACCGUCCCUUGAAGGAAGCCGUCACCUCAGCCGCAGCAACAUUGACAUUCCUCGCAGCUCAGGGCCUGAUGACCCCAAGAAACAACUUCCACGCAAGCGCAGCGACUCGUCCACGUACGAGCUGGACACCAUCAAACACCACCAAGCCUUUCUGUCCAGUCUCCACUCCAUCGUACUUCACGCUGAACCAGGAUCACGACGUUCUAGCAACAGCACAAUGUUGGAGGGAGGCUCUCUGGGAAAGUUUGACUUUGAGGUCACUGACUUCUUCCUCUUCGGCUCUCCUCUGGGACUGGUGCUGGCUCUGAGGAAGACUGUGGUGCCCACGUUGGACGUGUCUGCUCUGCGUCCGGCCUGUCAGCAAGUUUACAACCUGUUUCACCCAGCCGACCCCUCUGCUUCACGCCUGGAGUCGCUCCUGGACAGGAGGUUCCACCUGCUGCCUCCCUUCAGUGUUCCCCGCUAUCAGCGUUUUCCCCUGGGCGACGGCCACUCGGCUCUGCUCCCCGAUACUGUGCAGAGCAAUCCUCAUCUCCUCAUUGACUCUGGUGGUGCAGCGUCCCAGCGUUGUCAGGAGAGCAGCAUCAGUGAGACGUCCAUCCCUGUUCCCAUCUUCAAUUGGCAAAUGUCACAGCUCCAUGCAGAGACAGAUGCUCUUCCCUCACAUCCUCUGGUGGAUGGUCAGUCUUCUCUCUCUACAUCACCUGGACUCCCUCACCUUCGCUGUAACCGCAGGGCUAGCGAGGCUAGCAUUGCCAGCCAGGUGUCCGGCUUAGCCGAUGCUUACACCGCCUCCAACAUCGCCUCUACUCACAAAGUGAGCCACACUCAAAGGCCCAGUCUGAAGUCUGUCCUGGCUCUUCCCUACCAUAAAUGUGUCACUCGGGCAUCGUCCUUUCGCUCGUACAACAAAGUUCAUCAGGUGUUUCACAGACCUAACAGCGUGGAGUCUGAGCACAGCUCGGCUUUGACCCCUGACAUGACCUCGGGAAUCAAGUCUGACUCACCUGAUGUAUCUUCUAACAUCACUGACAUCAGCUCUACUCCGCCGUCACCCAGGGUGUCAGAGAACGUAGAACAAGUCGCCUCCCGGUGGUGGGGAAGUAAGAGGAUUGACUACGCCCUCUACUGUCCUGAUGCCCUGACGGCGUUUCCCACGGUGGCUCUGCCACAUCUUUUCCACGCCUCCUACUGGGAGUCCACAGAUGUAGUUUCCUUCCUCCUAAGACAGGUGAUGAGACAUGAAAACUCUAGCAUUUUGGAGCUUAACGGUAAAGAGGUGUCGGAAUUCACUCCCUCCAAACCUCGGGAGAAGUGGCUUCGCAAGAGGACUCAUGUCAAAAUAAGAAAUGUUACAGCAAACCAUCGUGUAAAUGAUGCAGUGUUUACAGAGGACGGAGUCCAGCAGGUGACUGGACGCUUCAUGUACGGCCCGUUGGACAUGGUCACACUCACAGGGGAGAAGGUUGACAUCCACAUCAUGACCCAGCCUCCCUCUGGAGAGUGGGUGUACUUCGACACGGAGCUCACCAACAGCAGUGGGCGUGUCUCCUACGUUAUUCCUGAAAGCAAAAGGCUGAGCAUGGGUGUAUAUCCAGUCAAAAUGGUCGUCAGGGGCGACCACACGUGUGCAGAUAGUUAUCUUACCAUUUUACCAUGGGGAGCGGAGUUUGUUGUGUUUAGCAUUGACGGUUCUUUCGCUGCCAGCGUGUCCAUCAUGGGCAGCGACCCAAAGGUGCGAGCUGGAGCUGUGGACGUGGUGAGGUACUGGCAGGACUUGGGCUACCUGAUAGUGUAUGUAACAGGUCGCCCUGACAUGCAGAAGCAGCGUGUGGUGGCCUGGCUUUCUCAACACAACUUUCCUCACGGCAUCGUCUCCUUCUGCGAUGGCCUAGUUCACGACCCGCUGCGACACAAGGCCAACUUCCUCAAAUAUCUUAUCAAUGAGGCACACAUGAAGAUCUUUGCAGCCUACGGGUCAUCCAAGGACAUCUCAGUGUACUCGUCCAUCGGUCUGUCUCCCUUUCAUAUCUACAUUGUGGGAAGGCCCACAAAGAAGAUGCAGCACCAGUGUCAGUUCAUUGCAGACGGCUAUGCUUCCCACCUGUCCCAACUGGAGUUCAACCAGAGGUCUCGCCCGGCUAAGUCGGCCAGCACACGCAUGGUCCUCCGCAAGAGCAGCUUCGGUCUGGGAGCGGCCGGUGGAGACUUCCUCCGUAAACGCAACCACAUCUUUCGUACCAUUUCCUCUCAGCAACCUGGAGGAGUCAGGUCGGCCUCGCCGAACCAGCAAGGACGGACUGAACGAACACAAAGCCAAUGUGAGGUGGAGCGUGAUCGAACUGCUACGUCUACUCAAAGAAGUAUGAGUAUAGCUGCAGCAUGCUGGGGCCGCAGCAGGGAGGGCAGCACAGGGUUACUAGGCACAAAAUAACUCCUGUUAGGGGGCGCUGGGGUAAAGGACUUGUUCUAAGCCCUUUUAAUUUUUGAACUAGACCUAGGCUGAAAGAAAAGAGUAGAAAAGGAGAGCUGCCAUUUUGGAUACAGGACCAGGACAUGGACAUAAUAAGAGACUUAACUAGACCAGGAGAGGUCAGUGUAGAGGAGAUCUUUAUCCAGAUGGAGCUUUAAAUAGAACAAAAGACAAUUCUGUAGCAUGACUCUUUUACAGUUACACUUUUUUACAGGAUAAAUUACUCAUUAGUUUAAAGAAUUGACCAUAAACAGUCAAAGGAAACGUUGUAAGCCUUAAACUAAUCCACCACAUUCUCAGUGUGACCUGCAGAGCUAAACUCAAUGUAAACUGUCUAGUUGUGAGUCCCAGGCCAUAAAAAUCCUAGCAGCCACGAUGAAAAGCCAAUGACAUUUGCAUUUGUUUUUUGUCCCGCUGUUUGUUUAGUGUUUUUUUCAGAUAGUGACAAUAGGAAAGAAAAAAUAAUGAAAAGUAAUGAAGAUGAAAUCAAAGGCUUCAGGUCUUAGAAUUUAUUAUUAUUAUUAUAAGUCAGUUUGCCUUAACAUGACUGACAGUUACAACAUGGAGUAUGAUACAUUUUAUUAUCUUUAAAAAAAUUAAGAGAUAAAAUAAAAAAACCCCACCAAGACUGAAAAUUAAAGGCCCAACAGUAAGUUCCAUAGAGUAACUGAUAAAAUGUGUUUGUAUUCUGGGUGAACUGAUCCUUCAAACCAGGAGGUUACAGAUAUAUUGUAGCAGUGAAGGAGGUCCAUUUACCUUAAACCUGCAUUAGUGUCUGAGACUGGAGUUAGGGGGUUUCUUAGUGUGGCCCGCGGCUGCACUGAGGCCUUAAUGUCUGACUGACACACAGUCCACAAUUGGAACUGGAAGCCAAAAGACAAAAAAACAGGGCAGCAUCAAGAGACGACGUCACCUCUACCUACAAACUGUGUACAGUCCACAGCAACAAUCCCUUUACACUGCUUCAAAUACUGUUGGUGGAGCUCUGUUUCCCACUCAUGCAGCUGCUGAUGCAGCUGCUGCUGCUGCUGCUGCUGCUGCUCACAGACAGUACGUUCCUUGGCCUUUGACUUUCAUGAAACAGAAGUGUGUGUUUCUGCUGAGGUGACCAUUACCUUUCACACUCUGUGGAAGAGAAGCCAGAAUGUCCUCUUACAGUGACCCGUCAACUUCAGUAUGUUUUUGCCAAAUGGACCAAAGAGUGGGACACAGGUACAAGUAAUUUUUCAUAAAUGUUGGAAAUGGCUGAGUUGAACAAUAAGUUCACUGCUGUGUAUUUUUUGUGUCUGUUCACUGAGCUGUUUUCAAUGAAAAUAGACAAAGAAAAAGACAGGCUACAAUUUAGUCAAUUUAAUUUAAUAAACAAUGUGCACAAAAUGAUUAGAUUUAGCUUCUUAUGCUCACCCGCCUCCCCGCCCUCUUUUUCUCCCUUAUAAAAACUUUUGGCCAUUUUCUCACUGUACAGAUCAUAGCACUACCUGUAUUGAAACUGGACAAUCACCACUAAAACACCGGCAACAACUGCCUACAAUACAAUACAAUGAAGCCUCCAACAAAUAAGGAAAUAAAUUGUGUUACAAGCCGAUUAACUGCAGAAAACACCAUUUUAAAUUCUACUUAAAAGCAUUGAAACGUGUGUCCAGCAGAGAAUCUUUCAGCUGCUGUACCAUCAACAGUUUUAUAGAGAUAAUUUAAAAGGUCCUAAAACCGAAUAGAAAAAAACCCUGAAUUUAUACCAAUAAUUUCACCUUGUCCUCCACCUAAGUCUAAACACGUCAACACGCAGUGUUUGACAAGUCAUUCAAAUCCGAGAUAUUUUGAAAUGAUAACAUGUUUUUUUUUAAACGUUGACCUUGUAAAACAAAAAAGGGCUUAGAGAUAUCUAUAACCCGUGACCAAGAUAAAUUGCGGUGUCAUACCAGUCCUUGUUCCUGUUCUUCACACCUGAGAAUGUCACAGAACCUUCAUUCACACCUUUGUUUCAAAUCCAGCUUCUUGGUGUCCUUCUUCAGCAGCUGUUAGACCCAGUACGAAGCCAAAACAUGAUCUCAUAAUGUAUUUAAUCAACUGUGUGACCUCAUUGUUGUUUUUGCACUAUUUUACAAUAGAGUGUUGCUUUUACCAUCUUGUGUUGCAGUGUUUAAACACCUUUGCAGUGCAUGACACUUUAUUUAUUUCAGGGUGUAAUGUAUGUGUGUGCAGGGUUGCACGUGUCUCUAUAUUUGUCAGGAUGUGACAAAAGGCAAAUUGAAGUGCCAAAACAGACUAUUUUUAAUUAGAAUUUGUAAAUUGUAACUCUUGAGAAAAUCUGCAGGACUUUCCAUUAGAAAUGCUAACCACCUGUAUGGCUUUGAGAUGUGAUGAAAAGUAAGAAUAACAACAUCCACAGAAAUUAUUCUAACAUAUCCGAGUGACUAAGUUAUUAAUCCUAGGAAAAUGUCUGUUUUGAUAGAAAAGAAACUGUAUUUACCUUAUAAUGUAGUUCAUAUUUUCAGACAUGUUUAACUGAAGUACUAGCAACAUGCUAGUAACAUAGCUAGCAUAACUUCUCUGCUAGCACAGGCACAAAACGCAGCAGGCUCACCCUCAGUACCAGUUAAACAGUGAGAUUCUGACUGACUAUGUUGAAGGACCUUCAGUAGUCACUUUUGAAAAAGACAAAAUGUGUCUUUAAUGAAAUUAAAGACUUCUACAGUUCUUGGGGAGAGUUGAAGCAACAAAAAAAAAAAAAAAAAAGGCUUAGCUUGUCCAAGCAGUAUAAACCUUUUCCACAACUACCUUUUACUCCUGGUUGAUAAUAUUAGCAUGUUCCUGACAAGAUAAGCAUGCUGUCCUUCUAACACUUAAAUAUCAGGUAGUUGAACUUUAGCCUUUGUUAGGAACCAAAAACAAAUAAAGUUUUACUUAUUCAAAACAAAUCAUUAGAACUGUAUGUUGCCACAGUAUCUCCAUCAAGGUUUUAGCUUCUGAUUACAACAUGUUAAUUGUUUACAAAAUUGGCUGAAGUUGCACACGUAAGGUAACGAGCAAAUACACACAUAAGCACAGGACAUUCAUUCAGUCCUCAUUUCUAGGCGUAUUUGAUAAAAAACCAGUUGACUUAAAACCAGUUGACACUUCUUACCAAACAUGUACUGUAUGUCCAGUAGGGACCCCCUUAUACUGUAUGUGAUGUAUCUAUAUCACCCUGUUUAUGCGUCUGAGUUUAAAGCGCAUUACUUCACCAAUGCACUAGAGGGCGAAACGUGUGCGUAAUUU
Messenger RNA from Cynoglossus semilaevis (tongue sole), 8468 nucleotides. It is a transcript of the gene pitpnm2, whose product is annotated as phosphatidylinositol transfer protein, membrane-associated 2. Gene Ontology annotation, biological process: phospholipid transport. Gene Ontology annotation, molecular function: phosphatidylinositol binding; phosphatidylcholine intramembrane carrier activity; phosphatidylcholine binding. Gene Ontology annotation, cellular component: cytoplasm. The record is from RefSeq and is a predicted model, not a curated record. NCBI's taxonomy places the organism in Eukaryota, Metazoa, Chordata, Actinopteri, Pleuronectiformes, Cynoglossidae. The transcript has 28 exons. Bases 879 to 5171 code for a protein of 1430 amino acids.